GCAGACACUGUAAGUGUAGUGCACGCUGUGCUACUAACCUGACUCCUGAUGGAUGGUUGUGUUUCUAAUGAGGACAAACAGCUGUAACUACAAAUGGCUUCUCUCAAUAUUGUGUUUGUCAGGCUUGUUGCUACAAAUUCAUGGAGUUACAAUAUCAGUACCUCACUAUAUUGUCAACGCCACAAUGAAUGAGAAUGCCACUCUUUCAGUGGACAAUAGAUGCAAUAGGACACUUUCUAUUAAGUGGAAGCACCUAUUACCAUGGGGAAUGAAGAACAUUGUUGUCUGGAAACCAGGCAAUUAUCAAAACAUUUCAAAGGGUUAUGAAGACCGGAUUGAGCUGUACAGAAAUGGAUCCAUCCGGCUUUCAAAUGUUCAGUUCAAUGAUGCCGGUUGUUAUGUCGUGACUGUAACAGAUAAAGAAGGAAGCAGCAAGGAUGGUAUUAUUAUAUUGAACAUAAAUGAACCAAUUUAUAAGGACUUGCAUUUUGUGGCUGUCAUUGUUACAGUACUUGUAACAUUAUCUAUUAUUUUAAUGUUCUUGCUAUGGAUCUGCAAUCAAAGUGUGGAACUCUACAAAAUAAAGAGAACACCGAAUGCAAAUGGUUCUACAGAUAUGGAAGUAACAUCACUUUAAAGUCGGUAGAUCGAUUCCAGUUUAUAUGCUGGAUCAAGACUAACAGAAAUAUUUGAGAAUAUCGUCCAUGUUACUUAUUUCCUUAAUUUUAACAAAACAGAUGAGCCAACAAUCAUCCUGCCACGAGAAGUAAAUGGUUUCAGCUGUUGUGUAAAUUUUCUAAAUUGACUUUAUAAAAAAGUGCAAUAUAAGCAUGGCAUUUGCUACUCAAUGAUUCCAUUAUAUGCCAGUAGAAUAGCAAAAACUUGCACUAGAUAAAGAUUAAUUCAUUACAUCAAAGCAAGAAAAUUUGAAUGAGUACAUUCUGUUGACAACUGUUUAAACUUGGAUUGCAGGAUUCUUUAAAAUGUCCAUUUUUGAAUGGCUGGGUGGACAAAACAUCUAAGGAAAAUGGUUCUGAUUAUCAAAACUGUUUACUGAAGGAAAAACAUAGUAUAUAUUUUGAAGUGCAUGACAAUAUUAUGAACAAUCUGUAAAAUCUCUAUUAAAUUUCAGCUCUAUUAAUUAAAAGGUUAUGUUCAUUUUUUCAAAUAGUUUUAAGUUUACACAAAGUGGACUAAGUAUUAACAUUAAUUUUGUCAGUGAUUCAGAUCACUUGUGGAGUAAUAAAAGUCAAUAAUAUUGUUUCUGAAUUCAUUGUCAAUGCAUAACUGCAAUUUGCAGUAUGGCAUCUGAGCUGCAUUAUUGGUUUUAAUGAAAUAAGAUACCACUACUUCGUUCCAUAUUAAAAUAAGCAGACAUCAACUUGCCAUUCAUUCACCUUUUCAACUACUGUGGUGGCCCAUAGUACCUGAAAGUUUAACUGACACAUAUUACCCAAGAAGCUAAUAAAAUUAAGACCAACAGUUCAAGACUAUCAUUGACUUCUUCAACUCCUAGUAUCACCUUGUAGUACCAAAGAGCUUAAUUAAAACAUCUUUUUACAAUUUUUAAUUAAUAUUUUAAAUUUUCUAACUGCAAAUUGCAACAGUAUUCAUAAAUUCACAGAAGAAAUUUAGAUAAAAGCUUUGAUCUUUUUGUCCCCAGAAAAUUAUUGGUACCUUACAGUCACUUAAAAUUCUAGCUUCCUUUGUGGUAGAGUUCCAAUUGUUGAUCACAGUUUACAUAGAAGUUCAAAGAAAAUUAUGAAAGUACAUGUGUCACCAUAUAAAACUCAGAUUCAUUUUCUUGUGAGCAAGCACAGUAAAUAAAAGAAACUCAAUAGAAUCAAUGAAAGAUUGAACCCAACAGGACCAAUGUGCAAAACAAGCUGAAAAAUUAAUUAUAAUAGUAAUAUCAAAUAAGAAAUAAACAUCAAGAACAUGAGAUGAAGAGUCUUUGAAAGUGAGUCCAUAGAUUGUGGGAGCACUUCAGUGAUGCAAUAAUAACUGCUCCUGAACCUGGUGGUGAGAGUCCUGAGGCUCCUGUAUCACCUUCCUGAUUGCAGUAGCAAGAAGAGAGCAUAGCCUGGAUGGCGGGGGUCCUUGAUGAUGAAUAUUGCUUUCCUGCAAUAGACCUCCGUGUAGAUGUAUGCAAUGCCAGGGAGGGCUUUAACUGUGAUGGACUGGGUUGUAUCAACUACUUUUUGUAGGCUCUUCCAUUCAAAGGCAUUGGUAUUUCCAUAACUAUCCAUGUUGCAACCAGUCAAUAUACUCUCCACCACAUAUCUAUAGAAAUUUGUCAGAUUUCUAGAUUACAUGCAGAAUCUUCACAAACUUCUGAGAGAAGCGCUGCUACGCUUUCUUCGUAAUGACACUUACAUGCUAGACCCAGGACAGGUUUUCUGAAAUAGUAACACUGAGAAGUUUAAAGUUCUCCACCCUGAUCGCUCAAUGAAGACUGGCUCAUGGGACCUUUGGUUUCCUCCUCCUGAAGUCAAUUAUCAUCUCCUUGGUCUUCCGGAGAGAUUGUUGUGGCACCACUCAGCCAGAUUUUCACUCUCUCUACUAUAUGCUGAUUUGUCACCACCUUUGAUUCGGUCAGCAGUGGUGUUGCCAGCAAACAAACUUGGCUUUGGAGCUGUGCUUAGCUUCACAGACCUAUGUAUUAAGUGGGUAGAGUAGUGGGCUAAGCAUACAGUUUUGUGGUGCACCUGUACUGAUGAAGAUCGUGAGGAGAUGUUGCCAAUCACAACUGAAUGGAGUCUGCAAGUGCGGAAAUUGAGGGUCCGGUUGCACAAAGAGGUAUCAAGGCCUAGGUCUUGAAGCUUUUUGGUUAGUUUUGAGGGGCUGAUAUUGAAUAUCAAGCUGUAUAUCAAGGAAAAGAAUCCUGAUGUAUGCAUUAUUACUGUCCAGAUAUUCAGGAUUGAGUGAAGAGCCAAUGAAAUGGAAUCUGCUGUUGACUUGUUAUGACAGUAGGAAAAUUGGAGUGGAUCGAAGUCGCUUCUCAUCACCAGCCUCACUUCCUCAUAGUGGAUUUAAGUGCUACUUAUAUCUAAAAAUAUUAAGGUGCAGCCUUCCUCAUCUUGAUUUAUUGGGAUAUAGUAAUGCAAAGGCUAGUAUACUGUAAUUAAACAGAUG
Molecule: messenger RNA, 3135 nt
Organism: Hypanus sabinus (Atlantic stingray)
Lineage: Eukaryota; Metazoa; Chordata; Chondrichthyes; Myliobatiformes; Dasyatidae
Product: V-set and transmembrane domain-containing protein 5-like
Exons: 4
Coding region: 53-637 (194 amino acids)
Biological process (GO): positive regulation of excitatory synapse assembly; filopodium assembly
Cellular component (GO): plasma membrane; dendrite; axon
Source: RefSeq, a predicted model, not a curated record